This is a messenger RNA of Arachis ipaensis, 426 nucleotides long. NCBI's taxonomy places the organism in Eukaryota, Viridiplantae, Streptophyta, Magnoliopsida, Fabales, Fabaceae. The record is from RefSeq and is a predicted model, not a curated record.
AUGAGGAAGAAAACCAUUCUGCAAAAGCCUCCCCAUGAAAAGGUUCUCAAGCUUCCAACGAAAUCAAAACCCUCUACACGAUCCCAAGACCAAACCUUUAUACCUUCACCUUCUCCUCCUACUUCACCUCCUCACACAGAUCCAAUGGCUCGCACAAAGAAUCCUUCGAGGUCUCCUCCCUCUUUCAAGCCAACUGCUCCUCCCAACGCUCUUUCCAAGCCAAGCACCUCGAAAGGGAAGCGUCCUGCUGCAGAGGAACUUGCGUCUGAACCCACUAGACCUAAACCUAGGUUUGCUCCUUCUCGUCCUCAAAGAGGUAAAACUCGAAUCCUUCUCAAAUCUGUUAAAGAGCCUUCCGUAGACCCUUUUGUACACAAAGCUCACUUCAUAACCUCCCACUCAAACUACAAUCCUCAUCAUUUUUGA